AUAGAAAAGCGAAGAAUUAGUUAACAUAUUAAUCAAUUCAUCAUCAAUCACUCACCGUGUGGUUCAUCAUUCCUUCGCUUCUGCAAAUCCCAUGGCGGCCAUAACCCGCCUCCGCCUCGCCAAGCGCGCCUCCUUCGUCUCUCCUCUGGCCACCCGAACUUUCUCCUUCUCCCAAGUCAACGCUCCGCCGCACUUCGCCGCCUCCUUCCGCCGGGUUCCGCCGCUCGACAACCUGAGCAAGAGGUGUGUGCAGUGGGUGUUUCUCGGUUGUCCCGGCGUCGGCAAAGGCACCUACGCCAGUCGCCUCUCCAACCUCCUUGCCGUCCCGCACAUCGCCACCGGCGAUCUCGUCCGCGACGAACUCGCCUCCUCUGGUCCCCUCUCUUCCCAGCUAUCAGAAAUUGUAAAACAAGGUCAAUUGGUGUCAGAUGAAAUUAUAAUAAGUUUAUUGUCAAAGAGACUUGCAGCUGAGGAAGCUAAAGGCGAAUUGGGAUUCAUUCUUGAUGGUUUUCCUAGAACAAUAAAGCAAGCAGAAAUAUUGGAAGGGGUAACGGACAUUGACUCGGUAAUCAAUCUGAAGCUCCGAGAAGAUGUUCUGCUUGAGAAAUGCCUUGGUAGGAGAAUUUGUAAUCAGUGUGGGGGUAAUUUUAAUGUUGCUUCAAUUGACAUUAAGGCUGAGAAUGGGAGCCCCGGAAUGGUUAUGGCUCCACUUCUUCCUCCUGCGAAUUGCAUUUCUAAGCUCAUUACUCGAUCAGAUGAUACCGAAGCAGUAGUCAAAGAAAGGCUUCGAAUAUACCGUGAAAUGACUCAGCCUGUGGAGGAAUUUUACCGUAGCAGAGGAAAAUUAUUGGAGUUUAACCUGCCAGGGGGAAUCCCAGAAUCUUGGCCUAAGUUGCUACAAGCCCUUAAUCUUGAUGAUUACGAAGACAAGCGAUCUGCUGCAGCAUAAAGAUAUAAUAAUGUAUCAUGGUUGUAAGUAUGUCAUUCUUUGCGUGCAUAUAUAUUGCAUGCUUGGCAAUUUUGCAGGACAGAGAACCAAAGAAAGGGAACUUCCCUUUUAGUAUUAUUUUGGACAAAUAAUGAUAUUUGAAAUGCUGUAAUCUGAUAAAACGGAUAGUAUUUCUUUCGUUUUAAUUUGGUUAUAUGGGAGGAGUUUCCCAGCAUGUAAUGUUAUAGUGAAGAGUGAGUAUAUCACAGCAUGUAAUAUUAUUGUAAAUCAAAUGUGAAUGAACUUGUUGUUUUGCAUCA
This is a messenger RNA of Vigna umbellata (rice bean), 1248 nucleotides long. Its product is annotated as putative adenylate kinase 1, chloroplastic. Lineage: Eukaryota; Viridiplantae; Streptophyta; Magnoliopsida; Fabales; Fabaceae. The record is from RefSeq and is a predicted model, not a curated record. Gene Ontology annotation, molecular function: ATP binding; AMP kinase activity. Gene Ontology annotation, biological process: nucleobase-containing compound metabolic process.